This is a messenger RNA of Ilyonectria robusta, 1861 nucleotides long. Its product is annotated as kinase-like domain-containing protein. The transcript is spliced from 7 exons. Gene Ontology annotation, molecular function: protein serine/threonine kinase activity; ATP binding. NCBI's taxonomy places the organism in Eukaryota, Fungi, Ascomycota, Sordariomycetes, Hypocreales, Nectriaceae. Bases 174 to 1664 code for a protein of 496 amino acids. Gene Ontology annotation, biological process: peptidyl-serine phosphorylation; intracellular signal transduction. The record is from RefSeq and is a predicted model, not a curated record.
GAGGCAAUCGAGUGCUCUAAGUCAGUCUUCCCCUCACCUCUCUGGCUCUCGCCACGCCCCUACAGUGCAUCGUGAACCCUCACUCGUCGCUCGCCCUAGCCUCAAAUUCCAGCAUGGCGCUUUACUACCAAUCACGAUAAUUCUACGUCGCCCUCUACAUCGAGACCAUCAUCAUGGGCGGCGGCCAGGGAAAGCCCGUCGACCUCAAUGGCGCAGUCAAUCUCAACGACUUCCGCCUGUUGAGAGUCGUCGGCCGAGGUGCUUUUGGAAAGGUGCGCAUCGUCGAGCGCAAGCAUACCAAUCUGUCAUUUUCCCUCAAGUACAUCCGCAAGGAUGAAGUCGUACGAUCCGAGCGCGUACGAAACAUCAUCCGCGAGCGGCGGAUGCUCGAAUACGUCAACCAUCCCUUCGUUUGCAACUUGAGAUACAGCUUCCAGGAUAUCGAGUACAUGUACCUUGUGGUCGACUUGAUGACCGGCGGUGAUUUGCGGUUCCACAUCACCAGAAAGACAUUCACCGAGGAGGCAGUCGGGUUCUGGAUCGCCGAGCUGGGGUGCGCCCUGAGGUAUAUCCACAGCCAGAACAUCAUCCACAGAGAUAUCAAGCCCGACAACGUCCUUCUCGACGCCGACGGCCACGUCCACUUGACCGAUUUUAAUGUUGCCUCAGACGUCGACGCUGGCAGGACUCUGACGGGCAAGUCCGGUACUCCGGCCUAUCUCGCCCCCGAAGUAUAUGCUGGAAAGGGAUACGAUGUCCGCGCAGAUUGGUGGUCACUGGGUGUUCUGUUCUACGAGUGCAUCUACAACAAGCGACCCUUCGACGGGGGCUCCGAAGGCUCCCUCAGCUCGCAAAUCCAGACCGCCAACCCCAAGUUCCCGGUCACCCAGCCCUCCGUGUCCCUUGCCUGUAUCUAUGCGAUCGGCUCCGCCCUCGACCCCAACCGAGACACUCGCAUGGGUUCGACAUGGGACAGUUUCGCCAAUCACGAAUUCUUCAAGGUCUUCGACUUUGAGCUCCUCGAGCAGAAGCAGAUCGAGCCCGUCUUUGUUCCCUCCCCCCACAAAACCAACUUCGACUUCACCUACCAUGUAGAAGAACUACUCUUGGAGGCAGCGCCGCUCGAGGCCCGAGCAAGACGCCAGAAGCCGAGAGAGCGGUUAAAAGCGGAUGCGACCGAUAAGGAGAUCCGCGAGGAUGAGCUAUAUCGGAUGAUUGAGACCGACUUUCGGCCGUUUGACUACACUGUGGCUGCAUAUAAGAAGAUCACUGAAGCCGCCCAAGGCCUUAAUGAUAAGGUGCAACCCGACCCGGACAACGCUCUUCAAGCCAUCACGACUGAUGAGACUAGCCCCAUGUCGGCCCCUUCCCCCCAGUUCCAGAACGACUUCCCAACCCCCCACCACCCCAUUAUCGCGGGCCAACGAGUCACAAGUCCCACUGGGGGCGUUCAGGUGACGCUCGAUGGAGGUGGUAGCUGGUCGGAGUUGGCACGCCAGGAUGCGACCCUACCGACGGAUGCCAAUAAUGCCGCGGAGGGCAAGGACGAGGGCUCAGGCGGCGUGUUUGGAUUCCUGAAGAGCAAGAAAGGGCGGAACAACAGCCCGAAACCCAAGGAGAGGGGUGUGUUGGGCAAGAAAGGCGCUCGAGCUGUCAUCGGCUAGAGAGGGCUCACAAUGGGCUAUUUGCGCAUUGGCGACGAUGGAUCGAUACCCAGUCUGAAGGCACAGCGGGAUGAAGACACAGCAAAACCUGGAAGGAAGAAGGCGGCAGCUCGUAGUGACUACCUUAUAUGACAUAACUGUGUUAUUUUACCUAAAUCGAAGCUCUCAUGAAGCUGGAUCUUCUCCGGAAGCCCGAU